AUAUUUGAACUAAUGAAGCAAAGCAAAUCAAUAGUCUUGACAGGCCACUCAAUUGGAGGAACAAUAGCUUCACUCUCAACUCUCUAUCUCCUCUCCUACCUCCAAUCCAUUUCCUCUCCCCUCACCUCUGUCCUCUGUUUCACAUUUGGCUCUCCUCUCCUUGGCAACGAAUCUCUCUCUCGAGCCAUCCUCCAAGAACGAUGGGGAUCCAACUUUUGCCAUGUAGUCUCAAAACAUGACAUUGUGCCAAGACUUCUCUUAGCCCCCCUAUCUCCUCUCACUCCUCACCUCCAUUCCCUCCUCCAAUAUUAUCACUUCUCUAUGAAAGACCUCGCGGUUCAAAACAUUCAAUUAUUACCCAAUGAAAUGAAAAAUGAAAUAUUUCUCUCUGUGUUGGCCUAUGCCGAGUCAUCAGCAAAGCUAGAAGGGGGACAAAGGCCUGGUAGAGAGUCCUUUUGGCCAUUUGGGAGUUACGUGUUUUGUACUAAUAAGGGAGCGAUUUGUGUGGACAAUGAAAUCGCGGUUGUUAAGUUGUUGCAUUUGAUGUUUUCAACCGCUUCUGCGAGCUCUAGUAUUGAAGAUCAUCUCAAAUAUGAAGAGUAUGUUGGGAAGUUCCUUUCUUGGCAAUUCUGGAAAACUGGAGGCCUCUUGGAAGGGGAGUUUUUGGAUUAUUCAAGCUAUGAAGCCGGGGUUAGACUGGCAUUGCAGUCCUCAGAAAUUUCUAGUCAUGAACCGGCUUUUGAACCAGCGAUACAAUGCCUAAAGACAGCCAAACGAAUGGGACGUACGCCAAACCUCAAUAGUGCUAAUCUUGCUAUAGCACUGUCUAAAAUCACACCAUUAAGAGCGCAAGUAGAGUGGUAUAAAAAGACUUGUGAUGAGUCUGAUGAGAAUCGAAUGGGGUACUAUGACACUUUCAAGCUAAGGGGAGCGUCAAAAAGGGAUGCUAAAGUCAACAUGAACCGUAUAAAGCUUGCCCGGUUUUGGGAUGACCUAAUCCAUAUGUUGGACACCAAUCAACUACCCCAUGAUUUUCAGAAGCGAGCGAAAUUCGUAAACGCUUCCCAUUCUUAUAAACUCCUAUUUGAGCCGUUGGAUAUUGCAGAGUAUUAUCGAAUGGGAAUGCAUCGAGUCAAAGGCCAUUAUGUGAAGCAUGGGAGAGAGAGGAGGUAUGAGAUUUUUGAUAGAUGGUGGAGGAAUAGGAAGGUUGGCAAUGAAGAAAAUAACAAAAGGAGCAAAUUUGCUGGCUUGACACAAGACUCAUGUUUCUGGGCGAGAGUGGAGGAAGCGAGGGAGUGGACAGAGAACAUAAGGAGUGAGAGGGAUAUGAGGAAGCUCUCUAUGUUACUCGAGAAUAUUGAUAAGUUUGAACAGUAUGCAAGUGGAAUUGUUGAAAGAAAGGAAGUGUCGACAGAUGUCUUGGCAGAAAAUUCAAGCUACCAUUUGUGGGUGAAGGAAUGGGGAGAACUAAAAUCACAGCUGCAGCAAUUCCCCCCUCAGUUCCCAGGUUUUUUUAAAGGGAAUGUCGUUCCAUAGAUUAUAUUCUAAGAUUGAUAAGCAAGGCAGAGGCAGGCAGAGGCACUCCUUUACUAGACAAGAAGUCUGGUUUCAAGUCUUCUUGUUGCGCUAUGCAACUUCUCUUUCCCCUAUUUCCAUUUUACCAAUUGUUUAACAGGAAGGAAAAAAAUAAAAAAUAAAAGUGCUUCGCGAUGU
Messenger RNA from Camellia sinensis, 1713 nucleotides. The record is from RefSeq and is a predicted model, not a curated record. Lineage: Eukaryota; Viridiplantae; Streptophyta; Magnoliopsida; Ericales; Theaceae.